Molecule: messenger RNA, 3036 nt
Organism: Ictalurus punctatus (channel catfish)
Lineage: Eukaryota; Metazoa; Chordata; Actinopteri; Siluriformes; Ictaluridae
Gene: scrn3
Product: secernin 3
Exons: 8
Coding region: 47-1525 (492 amino acids)
Biological process (GO): proteolysis
Molecular function (GO): cysteine-type exopeptidase activity; dipeptidase activity
Source: RefSeq, a predicted model, not a curated record
UCCCUAGUACAAACACGGAAGCCGAAGGAAAUGUAUUCAUACGCUCAUGGGAAAUCCAAAUGUUUCAGUUUCAGAUUAUCCGUUAACGUCGCCCUUCGGGUUAAGGAAAAGUCGAGUUGAGUUCAAUGUGUUGGGAAAUGAAAACAGAAAGUCUUGCAGUAGCCAUUGUAGAAACGAUUCUUCCAAGAGAGCCCCGGUUACUGCCCCUUCCAUAGUAGCUUAUUUCUGUACUGUAGUUGAUAUGGCAUUUGAUCCAGCGCGCAGGAUUAUGACGCCAUCGUCCUGCGAUACGUUCGUGGCUUUACCUCCAGCCUCAGAGGGACAGCGCGUCAUCUUCGGCAAGAACUCGGAUAGACCCUGCGAUGAGGUGCAAGAGGUGGUUUACUUCCCGUCCAAAGACUACAGUCCGGGAGACAAAGUCGAGUGCACAUACAUAGAGAUAGAGCAGGCGGCCCAUACUCAUGCUGUAGUGUUGAGUAGACCAGCAUGGCUCUGGGGAGCUGAAAUGGGAGCCAACGAACACCAGGUCUGCGUCGGAAAUGAGGCUGUGUGGGGGAGAGAAAGCGCCACCAGCGAAGAGGCUUUACUGGGCAUGGAUCUAGUGAGAUUGGCUCUGGAGAGAGCAGACAGUGCGGAGAAGGCUCUGAAUGUGAUUGUGGACCUUCUGGAAAAAUACGGGCAGGGUGGCAACUGUAUGGAGGAUGAAUGCACUUAUAUCUACCAUAACAGCUUCCUCAUAUGUGACCGCACUGAGGCCUGGGUGCUGGAGACCUCUGGGAAAUACUGGGCUGCAGAGAGAAUAGAGAAUGGCUAUCGUAAUAUUUCUAAUCAGUACUCCAUCACCACAAAAAUCGACAAGGAGCACCCGAGGAUGCGGGAGUAUGCGCGGGAGCAAGGCUGGUGGGACGGCAAGGUGGCAUUCAGUUUUGCAGAGGUUUACUCCUUUAUGACUACAGCACGCACAGAGGCUGCUUGGGGUCGCUAUUGUGAGGGACGCAGGCUUCUGGAGAAAAUCAAAGGUCACAUCACAGCUGAGACCAUGAUGGAUAUACUGAGAGAUAAAGAGAGUGGAAUUAAUAUGGAAGGCAUGUUCAUGACAACAGGAAGCAUGGUAUCUGUGCUCCCUAAGGACCAGUCACUGCCUGGGGUUCACUACUUCACUGCAACCCCUGACCCAGAAAGGUCUGUUUUCAAGCCGUUUAUCUUUGUAGCAGACAUAAAGCCAAUGAAUCAUACCUGUUCCCCGUGUUUCGGAGAGGACGAUCCAGUGAAGAAGAAACCUCGCUUUCAGACCAAGCCCAACCGUAAACACCCCCUAUUCAUGAAACAUGAGGUGGUAGCUGCUAUAAUCGACAGCACACGGGAGAAAGGUCAGAGGAUCGUGCAGAAAAUGCAAGAGGUGGAGAAGCAAAAAAUGGCAGAAAUGGAGACGUACUUAACUACAGGUGUGGAGGACUCGACUCUGCUGGUUCAUCUCUUCUCAAAUACAGUUGAGGAAGAGCUGAGGGUUUACAGCAAAGCCUGAAACAGCCUGGAUAGACUUUUAGAUCUUAUAUAAUUAAAACGAUUAAUUUAUGAACAGAAACAAAAAGUCGAAAUGUACUUAAUUGCACGUAAUUUAAAUGCACAUAAAUUGCACAUAAUUCAAUAUACAGCCAUUCCUUCAUGUGUGAAAUUACUCUGGUUAUACAAAUAUAGCAUGAUGACAAUAGUUAAAUACAGGUAUAAAAAUCUGUGAUCUUUUUUCCCCCCGAUCAACAAGAACAGACGAUCAACAACAAACAAACGCUGUACGAGUAAUUUUAAAAAAGGCAUUCAUUACAAAGAUUUCUGAUCAUUAAUUCAUCAAGCACAGAUUUCAGCAAGACUAAUUUGCUUUAUAGAUCCAAGACAAGGUUGAAGUGGCGGUUACACUUUCCCCCCCCACUAUAAAUUGCAUGUAAUUUAUACAAAAAAAGUGCACUUUGGGGGAAAAAAAGGUUUAUUUGAAAAUCAAAUUAAAUUUUAGGGAUAUGCAAUGUAAACAUAAACAACUGCACCUCCAAUAAAUAAAGUACCAAAAUGCUAUUAGCCUAUAAGCAUGUUUUGGUUUCUUUCUUUCUUUUGUUUUUACAGACAGUGUUGCUGGUGUUACAUAGUGCUAACAUUAGACAACUGACAUGUGGACAGAAUCCCUGCAAGUACUGUUAAGGGUCGAUCAUUUAAGAGGGUUGUUUUAAAUGAUGCACACAAAUGAACAGAUCCUCUUCCACAGCUUUCAGAGGAAACAUCAUUGAUUAUUAGAACUUGAACAGUAUAUGUACUGGUAUGGCACACUCAUACAAUGUGUUACAUAUAGAUUUAUGAUAUUGAAUGUAUUUUGGACUCAUGGAUUGAAUAAUGGAAUAAAUGACAAUGUAUGGCAACAUGAUUGAAAUCAUAACCUUUAAAGAGUCAGAAAUAAUGAUGAUUAUUAUAAAUAAGUAACAACAAACUCCCCCCUGAGUGUUUCUGUAUGCAUUUUAUGUAUUGAUCUUUGUGGAAGACCAGAAAUACUUCGCAAGUAUACAAGUACACUCACCCUCCAAUUUAUUAGGAACACCUGUACAUUCAUGCAGUUAUCUAAUUAGCCAAUCAUGUAGUAGGAGAGCAAUGCAUGAAUUCGUGUGAUUUUGGUGACUUUGAUCAUGGCAUGGUUGUUGGUACCAGAUGGGCCGGUUUGAGUAUUUCAGAAAAUGCUGAUCUCCUGGGAUUCUCACACACAACAGUCUCUCGUUUACACGUGUGAAAAACAAACAAACAACAAAAAAAACCAUCCGAUAUGGAAGCUCUACAAACUGAAACGCCUUGUUGAUGAGAGAUCAGAGGAGAAUGACCAGACUCGUUUGAGGUGACAGGAAAUCUAUAGUAACUCAAGCACUCUACAACCAUUUUGAGCAGAACAACAUUCAGUAUGCACAAAACAUUGAACCUUGAGGUGGAUCAGCUACAACAGUUGAAGACCACAUCAAGUUCAACUCCUGUCAGCCAAGAACACGAAUCUGAGGGUACCACGGG